Molecule: messenger RNA, 7099 nt
Organism: Eublepharis macularius
Lineage: Eukaryota; Metazoa; Chordata; Lepidosauria; Squamata; Eublepharidae
Gene: PHYHIP
Product: phytanoyl-CoA 2-hydroxylase interacting protein
Exons: 5
Coding region: 250-1242 (330 amino acids)
Cellular component (GO): cytoplasm
Molecular function (GO): protein binding
Source: RefSeq, a predicted model, not a curated record
GGGUGGCUUCUCUCUCUCUCUCUCUCUCUCUCUCUCUCUCUGGCAUGGGAAGCAGCUGCAGGAUCUAGCCGGAGAGACUGCUUCUGCCGCCAAGUUUCUGCUCCGGGAACGCGCUUCUUGGCAAGCGCUACUCUCGCCCGGUUUUAGUCAGCUCCUGAAUCGAGGCGCGCUCCCAAGGCAACCGCAACCACGUUAACUUCACAGAGGGCCGGGGUCUCCUGCGGAGCCAGGAGCCAAAGUGGUCGGAUCAUGGAGCUGUUGUCCACCCCACACAGCAUCGAGAUCAACAACAUCACAUGUGACUCAUUCCGGAUCUCCUGGGCCAUGGAUGUUGGAGACCUAGAUCGAGUCACCCACUACUUCAUUGACCUGAACAAGAAGGAGAACAAGAACUCCAAUAAAUUCAAACACAGGGAUGUCCCAACCAAGCUGGUAGCCAAGGCGGUCGCCCUGCCCAUGACUGUAAGGGGCCACUGGUUCCUGAGUCCCAGGACGGAGUACAGUGUGGCAGUACAGACAGCAGUGAAGCAGAGUGAUGGGGAGUACCUUGUGUCUGGAUGGAGUGAAACUGUCGAAUUUUGUACAGGAGAUUAUGCUAAGGAGCAUUUGGCCCAGCUGCAAGAGAAAGCCGAACUCACGGCAGGGAGGAUGCUCAGGUUCUCCGUCUUCUAUCGGAAUCACACCAAGGAAUAUUUCCAGCAUGUCCGAAUGCACUGCGGAAACGUCAUGAAGCCAUACCUGAAGGACAACAGCGGCAGUCACGGCUCACCCACCAGCGGCAUGCUGCAUGGUAUCUUUUUCAGCUGCAACACCGAAUUCAACACAGGUCAGCCCCCCCAGGACUCGCCUUACGGUCGCUACCGCUUCCAAGUCCCUGCCCAGCGGCUUUUUAACCCCAACACCAACCUCUACUUUGCGGACUUCUACUGCAUGUACACCGCCUAUCACUACGUCAUCCUGGUCCUGGCGCCCAAAGGCUCUCCUGGAGACCAUUUCUGCCGGGAGCGCUUGCCCCAGUUAGACAUUUCCUGCAACAAGUUCCUGACCUGCUCUGUGGAAGACAGCGAGCUCGUCUUUCGCCAUGCCCAGGACGUCAUCUUGGAGAUCAUCUACACUGAGCCUGUUGAUCUCAGCCUAGGAGUUCUGGGUGAAAUCAGUGGUCAUCAGCUUAUGAGCCUUUCAACUGCUGAUGCUAAGAAGGACCCCAGCUGCAAGACGUGCAACAUCAGUGUGGGGCGCUAGAGACAGGAGGGGUGGGGAGGGAAGGGAAGGGAGACAGCACACAGCUGGUACAGAAGACAGCUUCAUUCACUUAAGACCCUUGGCAAUGGUUAUGGUCAGCUGGGAACUGGUUCCCAGUAUGGACCAGUACUGGAAAAGCAGACCUUUCACUGCAUCUUACGGACCUGCAUCCAUCUCUCUCUCUUUUGCAUGUUUAUUCAGCCAUUGUAAAUAGGAUCCUUAACCAGAGAGAGAGAGAGCGAGAUUGGGGCAUCUUUGUAAGUGUAGAGCAGUUGGGCCUGAUUCUCCAGUAAGAUAAUCAUUGCCAGUAGGUCAGGUACGAGAAGAAGCAGUCCUAGAUUUCCCAGGCUGCCUCUAUAAAGAAAAACCUAUCGUUUUCUGUCCCACCAUUCAAACCCAAAUGGACAUUUCAUUUUGCACACAUAGCAAAUACUGGGAAGCUCUGGCCAGUGUGACAAUAUUCCAGCUUCCUAAAUAGGACUUUUCUGCUUCUUGUCCUAUUCUCUCUGUCCUAUUUCCUCUUCUUCUCCUACCACAGACUCUCUGUGUUCCUCAGGCCCAGCUGUCCUCUCCCCUUCAUGUACAGCAUUCUCUGCUCACCCAGGUAUUGUCUGGAAGGGUGGGAGGGGCAGAACCUCCCCUGCUCCAGGAAGACUCUGAGGUCCAAAGCUCAGCUAGCAUGAAGACCCCUCAACGAGGUUGCUUGCCACGCUGAAUGUCUUUAUGGUCUGCACUGGGAAAGAAGCCACAAAUGGGAGCCUUACAUUUGUGCUAUGCUAGGGGGACUCCUAGCAGGGAAGAGAGGCUAAGAGGGAAGAAAAGCCUAUGGAUGUCGAAGGAGAUUUUGUUUCUUCUCACUUCCUAAAGGUGUGACAGCCUGUUGCUUCAUAGCCUUUAUUUAUUUUGUUCAAAUAAAACAGGAGGAAGGGGGGAGAGCUACAGGUUCUAACAAGCCUACUGGCACUCUAGACAGGCCCUGGAAUGCUGGUGGGUGUUGGCUGACAGAUGUACCAUCUGUUGCACUGCCCGACGUUGCUUGGGCUGCCAGAGGAAUCCAGCUUGCUCACAGUGUCCUGUGCUGUGCGUCUUCCUGUGGCCUCCUUUUGGGGAUGGAGCAGAAAGACACUCCACUCUACACCCCUGCGUCUGGGUUGCAGAGAGCGGAAAGACAGGGAUGAAACUUGUCCUGUGCAUUUGCACGCAAAGAUUCUCUCCAGCCCAACUUUUUUUGGGCAAGCCUUCAAAGAUGAAUUUAAGCACAGCCAGAGAGGGGGGGGCAGCUUAGUCCUUUCUCCUCUUGUCAUUUUUUUCCUGCUCUGAAUGACAAAAUGGGUAUUUGUAUCCGUUGCCCAGCAGGUGGAAAAGCAGACGGGAAAGGUAAUUUUGAGCAGGAACUAGCCCAAGGAGGAAAAGUUAAGCAGCAGCUGCCUCCCUUAUCACCCUUCCAUGCUGCCUGCUGCGACCUCCAAGGCUGCUUUUUGGCUUUUAUAAAUAAAAUGUCAAGAGAUGGCUGCGUACCCCUCCCCCAUUGUAAUGUCUAGCUUGGCCCCAAGGGACAGGGGUUUAUCAAGGCUACGCUGCAAUUCAGUGGCAGAGGUGGAGAUUUGAACUUAGACCUCUUUGAUCUAAGGCCAGACCUUGAUCUCCCCUGGAACAUACUGGCUGCCUGGACUCAAUCUGUGGCAAAGCAAUUGCCUGCUGUGCCUGCAGCAGUAGCUAAGGAAAGCCUAGAAGGGGAGGGGGAGAAGAAAACCUCACCGUGGUUGAAAAGGCAUUUGCAGUUCAUACUCGGCCACUCCCCAGCUCUUUUUCAGCCUGAACCUGCCCAUUACCUCAUGCAGCCAAGCAAAACCUGCUCUGCUGAGACAAACUCAGCCUGCUCCCAGCUGCUGCCCCCUCCUCCCUCCCAUUGUGAGAAGCUUUGAUUUGUUUGGGGUUUCUUUGCCAUGUAUCAGUAUUUUACCUCCCAAGAGAAAGCUGCCUGCACAUGGCCACUUCUUCAGGCAGGGUCUGGAGCACAAUGCCAGUCAGUGCAAUUUGGGGUGGGGUGGGGUGGGGUGGGGGUCUGAAUUGGGGCAAAAGAUGUGGCUGGUGCUCUUAAGAAAUCCUAUUUUGCAUUGGCUUAGAGGCCUGAUGGAAAACUUGAAGGGGUUUCGCCUUUGAGAUAAGCAAUUCCAAGCCCACUGAGAGCUGAAUGACAACUGCUGCGUUCACUUUUAGUUUCUUGCCAGGCUUGCCUGUAUACCUCCCCUCCUUCCCACGUCACCUGGCAUGGAGAAUCCCUGUUAGAAAUUAAGGCUGCAAUCCUAAAGGCACAUUCCUGAAAGGGAGCCCCAUUGAAUUAACAUGAGACUGGCUUCUGAGUAGACCUGCUUAGGAUUGCUCCCUGAUUCCAGUUACCCAUAAUGUAACCAGAGGUAGUCUAAAAAGCAGGCUAACUUAGAUUUACAGUGCAAUCCUAAUAAAAAAAACUUCCUGGGAGCAUUCCUCCCAUUGAAUCAACGUGUCUAGGAUUGCGCCCUUAGAAUCCCAGUUGUGGGUAGAGGGAGCUGGUGCCUCCAGUUAACCCGCCCUCCUGCAUUCAUGUGUUCUGAGUGGCCAGAGCUAGUUUCCAGUGAGAUUCCUUCAUUACGCUCUCUCUGAGAAAGGAGUGGGUGGCACAUACACACGUGGCUUAGCAACCAGCCAGAUUUCGGCUCAUAUUGUUUUAAUGUGACUUCUGAAUGCAGUUGGUGUAUCUAUGGCUCUCUGAAAGGGGCAAAAGCAAUGGCCAUGUGAUCUGACCAAUAACCUGCAUGGAAUCACAUCAUGUUCCAGAACGAAACCGCAAAUUCGCUGUAGCUCACACAGAUUCUGUGGCGGCAACCAAGCAGGGGGUGAGCACAGCAAUCUGCCUUAUAUCUAAUCAGAUUACUGGUCCAACUACUGACCAGUAGAAGCUCUGCAAGAUCUCAGGUGCAGAAUGAUCUUUCUUAACAUCUAAUAUCUUUUAACUGCAGAUGGGUAGCUGUGUUUAUCUGCUGCAGCAGAAUUAUAUGGGAAUCUGGCAACAUCUUAAAGACUAAUCAGAUGAUUUUGAGGCAGUGACCUCUGAUUCAUGAAAGUUCAUGUAGAGAUAAAUUUGGUUAGACCCCUGUGUCUUUAUCCUUUAACUGGAGACUGAACCUGGGAGCUUCUCUAACCACUGGGCCAUAGCAGCUCUUCAGACAGAUCUCAUCAGCGAGGGCAAAGAGUAGGGGGCUUAGAAAAAUGAUUAAUCUCUCAGAAGCCCUAAGAAGGUAGGCAGUGACUUGGCCAGGAUCCACGUUCAAGUUCUUGGUCAGAUAUGAAUCUCUCCUAUCCAACCCAACGACUUGUUCUUUGUUCACUGUUGGUCACUGGCCUCCUACAGGCAGCUAACUGACUUAAUAGCCAACACUUUUUAGAUUGGCAUGCACAUUUGAGUCACCAGACACAAAUAAUGUCAAAAGCCAGAGGACAGUCUGGAGUUGGGCUGAAUUUGGAAAAAGGGACACCUAUGAUAGACCGUACAGUCACCAUCCUUAAAAUAAGGAACAUCUAGCACCCCUUCUCAGUGCUUGAAGGCCUGAAAAUACAAGUUUCACCUGAGCUACAAGACAAGCUAACAUUCCUUUUGCAGCCCACAGAAGCAAAUUCAUAAGCCCUGUGUAUGGACAGUGGGUGAACCUCUACAGCUUUCCCUAGUUAGCUAGUGUAUUAGGGUGAGGUCAUUUCUACAUUGUUAUGCAUUGGCGGCAUGGUCUCUUGACGAGGACUUAAUCUGCCUCUUUCACGCAAUGACCAUUCAUUUAGAGGAUUCCAUCACGAGCACUAUUCAACCAAAUGGAGGUUGCAGUAUUAUCAGCAGAGCUUGGCGUAUUACACCCUGAGCCUGGAUCUAAGAGCCCUUUGUUAAAUUAGUAGCAUGUUCAAAGAAAUAUCAACAAGGAGCAUAUUUAAUGAAGAGGCAGCCAAUAAAUCAAAGACAAAGGCGUCUCUAUUUUAGAGGCUUCGCUUUCAGGGCCGCAGACAUGUUUUCGUUUGUGGCAACCUUUAGAAACGUAUGAGCGUCCAGAUGUUCAGUGCAGCCAGCUGUGUAGUGUUUGCUGUGUGCUGUAGCAGUAUUGUGCUGUGAAUGCUGCUCGCAUGGAGUACCAAGUACCCUGCCUUUCCCCUAUACUCGCUUUUCAUCCCCUACCCCGAUGCACUGCAUUUUAAACUCUUGCCAGUUGAAAAAGAGCCACUUGCCAAUGGGAAUGCUGCGUGUUGGUGGUCAGGUUCAAUUGUCCUUGACUCUCCCUGCCUUUAUAAAAUGCACACUAAGAAACCUUCACCUGGAUUAGUUGCUGGAUUUGAAGAAGCUUUCAGUGGACAGGAAUGCUAGAAAAGUUAUAUGAAGAGGAGCUGUGGGAUGUGCAUGUUCCUGUAUGAACAAGAAAGCAGCCUCUCUGCUUUGAUUUCCUGUAAGAAACAGAGUGUAUUUUUACAGGCAAACAUACACAGGAAGGUGUUAGUGUGAAGAACUGCCUUUGGAGUCAGGCAGAUGAAGUUACUUCACAGAGGAAGGGGUGCACAGGGAGCCCAAGGCAAUCAUUUCUCCUGAUGAAGGGCUGGGAAGACUACAGGGAUCAGGUUGAGCAAACAACGGAUCUUUUGGCAAAAUUCUUCUUGAACCGUACCAGUGAUGAGAGUGUAUGACUGCAUGCUUUCCUUAUGUACCCUCCCAUCCCCUUUCUGGCAUGCAGAAAACUAGCAGCGGUGGAUUGUUCAAAUGUCCCUCGAGUAAAUUGAAACGAGUGGUCCCUCAGGCUGCGGUGAAGAUGGCCAUGGGUGUAAGCUCAGCUAUGAUGCAGGGCCAGCCCAAGGAUUUUGGCACCCUAAGCUGGAGGUGGGUAGACAUUACUUGUCCUCCUUAAUAACCCCACAAGCUAUGGGGAGGCAAAAAGAUUUCACUCAUCAUCUUCCCCCUGCACUGUAGCAAGAAGCUGCCACCCACUCUACUUGUCCUACUGGUGACCAGGCAAGGUACCUCCCAGGGCAGGCCCUGAUGCCGUGGAAGGGCAGGUGGGGACCAACAACAGGGCUGUUUGGCAGCCCUCCGCCACUGGCAACCUAAGUAAUUGACUAGGGUCAACUAGUGGACAGUCCAUCCCUUCCCUGGGGGUUGUUAUAGUCACAGUGACCCUUUGGCUCAGCUUGUUUCUGACAACCAACAGCUAACAGGCUAGUCCCCCUCCCUGAAAACCAGAUUUCAGGAAGAAUGGAUUUACUUUUCCCCUUAAUGUGCUACUCGUGUGUUUAGGAGUCUGUCUGGUGUCUUUGUGGAGGAAUUCAUAACCUUACCUGCAGAAUGAAAUGGUACCGUUCAGGAACAUCUUUACCUCAUGAUCAGCUCUGGCUAGAAUACCUUUAGACAAGGACUGAAGGACUGUUCAGACAUUAUGGCCCAGGUGCUCUAACCUUAUGUAACAGGAGAGUACAUUGUUGUGUGCAAUUACUUGUACAGGUGUCAUAUUAUACUAAUAGGGCAGCACAUACAUUUUCUAGCCUCAGUAUAUGCAAACAUGUAAGCUCAAAAAUUUGGGUUUGUGACCAUGGGUACCAAAGCUGGAAAAUAAAACAUGUUGCUUUAUUCACACAAAAUGUUAGUUGCACCUAUCAAGAGGAAUGUAGGUAGCAUGAUCUCCCCUUACAUGUGGUUGGAUUACCAAAACUGCAACAACUGAAGAGGGCUAAACUUUGAGGGGAUAAGGAAAAGCAGGGCUUUUUUUCUGGGAAAGAGGUGGUGGAACUCAGGGCCGCACAAUGAUGUCACUUUGGGUCAGCUGGAACAAGGGGGGAGUUUUUUAAAGUUUAA